AGAUUUUAGUGCCAAGCCCGCGCGGGUCCUGCGUCCUGCUACCUGGGCUGCCCACAAAUUUUGGAGGAGCCGAUGUGAAAUGUGGCAAUUGUUCCGGACUCCACUGGCUGGAUUCGUCUGCCGGCGAGUCUCGUGUGUCGCACCGAGGGUGAUCACGAUGCCUGAGAAGCAAAACGAGAAGAUUGUGCUGGACCUGGUUGUGGCUACACGCGAGAACACGUCCAAGCUUGGCUACUUUGUCGAUGACACAGUCGUAAAUCCAGGCUUGGGCAUUCCGUUCUACAAGACUGUCUUGGAAGGUGCCAACUACGAGCAUGCCGACUGGAAGGAUCAGUGCUGCGUGCGUACCUCGCAGAUCCACUGGCGAGAUGAUCACAGCGUUUCAUGGCUGGAGCGUCACAUGGAGAUGACACAGGGCUUCCUGGUCAUUGGAAAGAAUCCCGGCCUCUUCGUCUUGGGGGAACCGACCCAUGACCGCCAGGAUUUGGAUGAGAAGAACAGGUCUCUGCCGGAUCCGAAGCGCACCAAGGCCUACAUCAUCCCUGCUGGCAUGGGCCUGAUCUUGAAGAAGGGCACGUGGCACGACUUCCCGGUGUCCUGCGGGCCACCGGUGUCCGCGUUCAUCCUGAACACGGAAGAGGUGGUUGCCGCCCUGGCGUCUAUGCCGCAGGCCGGCCCUAUGAACCACGGGGACUGCUACAAGCUCCGCCUCUCUGAGCACUGGGACUUUACGAUGCAGUUCCCGGAUCCACGUCCAUUUGUGCAGAUGCAUGGCUUAGUGCCGCACCCGGUGGCCCAGCCGCUGAUGGGCAAAGAAGGAUACGGUGUUGGCAUGAGCCGUGAGGAGGUCAAGCCAGGUUGGGGUGCCGGCAAGAAGGUGUUCGUCAUUCCUGUGGUGAACGUCGAGGUCUUUGUGCCCGGCUGCGGUGGACCUUCAGUCCAGCCCCACUUGCAAUCGGUGCCCGAAGUGGCGAACCGGGGCUGGCGUGACUAUGGCAACCAGCGCGGCCUGGAGCGCCUGGCUCGCAUGUUCAAGGAGCUUGGCAUCCCAGCCACUGCCGUCAUCAACAGCGAAGCAGCGAAGGUCGAGAAAGUGAACAAGGCGAUCACGGACGCCGGCUGGGAGGUGGGUGCGCAUGGCGUCAACAAUUCUUCAGGUGCUGCCAAGAUGAACCGCGGUGAGGAGGAGGCUUACUUCAAGCAGAGCCUUGACGAUCUUGAGCAAAGUCUCGGCGCACGUCCCAAGACAUGGCUCACCCCUCAAUUCUCAGUCACUGAGCGCACCCCCGAGAUUGCCGCGCAGUCAGGUAUUCAAGCCUUUCUGGACUUUGUGGACGACGAUGUACCCUACCAUUUGGUCCAUGAAGAAGGCAAGCGCACCCUGGCUCUGCCGUAUUGCAUGGAAACGAACGACAUUUCCCUUUGCCUCACCAAGCACUUCGACGGGCGACAGUACGCUCAGGCCAUCGAGGACCAUGUGCGCCAGCUGGCCAAGGAGGAUGGCGAGAAAGUGGUUUGCCUGGGUAUGCAUACUUUCAUCGCCGGGACUCCUGCCAGGGUGC
Messenger RNA from Effrenium voratum, 1562 nucleotides. Lineage: Eukaryota; Dinophyceae; Suessiales; Symbiodiniaceae. The record is from the annotation of a GenBank genome assembly.